Molecule: messenger RNA, 562 nt
Organism: Neurospora hispaniola
Lineage: Eukaryota; Fungi; Ascomycota; Sordariomycetes; Sordariales; Sordariaceae
Exons: 1
Coding region: 181-528 (115 amino acids)
Source: RefSeq, a predicted model, not a curated record
UUGCCUCGCGCACACAAACACCCUACUAGGUAGUUGCCCCGAAGAAGCAAAGAAAAAAAAGAGAGGCUCGAUGACUUUGCGACUUUAUAAUAACAGAGGAGAGGGAUUUCAGAUCAGAGAAUACUAAGGAAGCAAGUUCUCCAAUGGCCUUGUGUUAAUGGAAGUGGUUCGUCUCAUUUCAUGUUCUGGUUUUGCAUUUCGGCCCUGCUGUGUUUUGGUGUUCCUGCUUUUCUGCUACUGCUUCUCGUUUCCGCUUCUUGUUUUUGCGACUGCGGCUGUUCAUUGUUUUUGUUUGUCGUUUCGAGUAGCGCAAAGUUUAGACAAAAGAUUGAGCGCGUUAUGGGAUGGAUGAAUGGAUGGAUGGAUGGAUGGAUGGGACGAGAAGACGCAGAUGAUCGAGCGGGAUUGGAAGGGCAAGUGAUUGACGGACGGGUAAAACAAGGACAGUUUAAAAUAAGAAACAAUGGAGUUGAAUGGAACAAAUGGGCCAGAACAAAGCCCAUUCAUGCUCCUAUAGUGUUGAGUUGAGGUACAUGGACGAUGGUCUUCCUGUGCCCCUACG